AUGGCUGCGCAAAUCACGCCUUCGAAGCAGGCUGCUUCCGCUAUUGAGAACUUCAACAUGGAGUCUCCCGUCAAGAAGCUCGACUUCGGCGCCGCCAACAAGGAGAACGAGCCUUUGACCAAGUCCCUCGAUACAACCGACCUCAACACAAAGAUUGUCGAAGAGCCCAAGAAGGAGGAGAACAAGGCUGCUGUUGCCCUUGGCAUCAAGCCUGAGGAGGUCGAUGAGCCUCUGCUUCAGGAGAACCCCCAACGUUUCGUUCUCUUUCCCAUUAAGUACCAUGAGAUUUGGCAAAUGUACAAGAAGGCUGAGGCUUCCUUCUGGACUGCCGAGGAGAUUGAUCUCUCCAAGGAUCUCCACGACUGGAACAACCGCCUAACUGCUGAUGAGCAGUUCUUUGUCUCUCACAUCCUUGCUUUCUUCGCUGCCUCUGAUGGUAUCGUCAACGAGAACCUCGUCGAGCGAUUCAGUGGCGAGGUCCAGAUCCCUGAGGCUCGUUGCUUCUACGGCUUCCAGAUCAUGAUGGAGAACAUUCAUUCCGAGACCUACUCCCUCCUCAUUGACACAUACAUCAAGGAGCCCGCCCAGCGAACCUAUCUCUUCAACGCCAUUGAGACCAUUCCCUGCAUCCGAAAGAAGGCUGACUGGGCCAUCCGAUGGAUCCAGGAUAAGGACUCCUCCUUUGCCCAGCGUCUCGUUGCCUUUGCUGCUGUUGAGGGUAUCUUCUUCAGUGGUGCCUUCGCCUCUAUCUUCUGGCUCAAGAAGCGUGGUCUCAUGCCUGGUCUGACUUUCUCCAACGAGCUCAUCUCUCGUGACGAAGGUCUUCACACUGACUUUGCCUGCCUCCUCCACUCUCACCUCAAGGGUCGUGCCAGUAAGCAGAUGAUCCAGGAUAUCAUCACUGAUGCCGUCAUCAUUGAGCAGGAGUUCCUCACCGAAGCUCUUCCCUGUGCCCUCCUCGGCAUGAACUCUGACCUCAUGAAGCAGUACAUUGAGUUCGUCGCUGAUCGUCUCCUUGUCGCUCUUGGCAACGAGAAGGUCUACAAGGCCACCAACCCCUUCGACUUCAUGGAGAACAUCUCCCUUGGUGGCAAGACCAACUUCUUCGAGAAGCGUGUUGCCGACUACCAGAAGGCUGGUGUCCUCCACAGUGCCACUAAGAAGACUGAGGAGGACGAGUCCCCCAAGGGUGAGAACGGCGGUGACUUCACUUUUGACGAGGAUUUCUGA
Fusarium subglutinans is the source of this 1230-nucleotide messenger RNA. Its product is annotated as small subunit of ribonucleotide reductase. The coding region runs from base 1 to 1230 and encodes 409 amino acids. The transcript has 3 exons. The record is from RefSeq and is a predicted model, not a curated record. Gene Ontology annotation, biological process: deoxyribonucleotide biosynthetic process. Gene Ontology annotation, molecular function: oxidoreductase activity. NCBI's taxonomy places the organism in Eukaryota, Fungi, Ascomycota, Sordariomycetes, Hypocreales, Nectriaceae.